GAUCAAUUUCUACCUUUUCUGGAGAAUACACUCAUAACAUUGAUUUUGACCCAGCUGGUACAGAUAAUAAAUGAGAUUUAUUUAAAGCUAAAAUAUGAGAUAUUGGCGCAUACAUAAUCAGACAGUUGGCCCUUAUAUCGAAAUGGCUCGCAGCACUGCAUGAAGUUGCGCAAGAUACUAAUCCGCUUUAAAUAAUAUCAGUUUCGUGUAUUAAAAUCGCGUCAUUAUUUUCUCGUUUCAGGAAUUAACGAAGGAAGUGGUUACAAAGCGGAUUGAUUCUCAUAUUUCAUAUUGCUUUCGAUCAAUUUUACCUUACCAAAGUGGUAAAAAUUAAAUCGUAAAUAUAAACAUUUUAAACGUCCGAAUAAAACGUACGUACAUAUCAAAUUCUGUACUGUUCUGAUAGCAGGGAGCAACACGAUAAAAGUAUAAUAACAAACUGAAGAAUAUUGUGUCUAUAAAUAAUGUUUGAUACAGUAUAAAUAGCGUCGAAAUAAUGUUUCCAACAUUCUGUGCAAGUAUCGCGUAGAAAAGUUCGCGGUAUAACAAUUCGCUGUAUAAUAAUUCGAACGGACAACCGUGUUUCCAAAAACAACCGUGUUCGAGAAAGAUAUCGCUAAAUAAUCCUCGAGAUGUGCAAAUAAUAUCCAGUUGCAUAAAAUACUGGACAUUAGUGGUGAAGAAAGGUAACUGGGAGGGAAUCCCGCGGUCCGCAGUCACCGCGAUAAUCAUCCCCCUAGUGUAUCGCGCUAUAGUCCCAUCCGCUGGUUCUUUGGUUUAAGCCCCGUUUGAUUAAAACUUCCCGGUUACGAGGGAGAAAUUACAUUUUAAUUAUACAUGGUUAAUCAGCGAACACGCUUCACGCUCCGACACACCGUUAGCUUGCUGUUUAGCGUUUAAUGGACGCGUAUAAUCUACGAGGGAAUACGCCGAAUUUUCUAACGCGUCGUUGCCAGGUACUACUGUGAAAAUGUGUCCGUAGAGUGUGAUCGCGAGUCUAUUAAAAAGAUACAAUAGUCUUGAGAUUAAACUUCGUCAAUGCAGGUUGAACGUUGUUUUCACGAAUAUUUUAUCUCACGGUGAUAAAGUGAUAGUGAACUGAAAAGAAUUUUCAUUACGAUGGCUAGGAAAAGUGUUGGUCAUAAACAAUGCUGUUUUUCUGAGGUUUUAGUUCGAAACAAUGGGAGACGUUACUAUCGGACUUUUGAAAAGUUGGAAUAGAAAAUUUAGCAGGAAAAGGUAGUGAAUUAUAAAAAAUACGAGAAAAUUCAUCACUGGUCGAUUGGUGAAAGAUAAUUGUUUUUUGUUUUUUAACUGUUAACACGAAAGCUGAAAACCGCACUACUUAUGGCAGGAUGACCUAUAUUCGCAUGCCAUUGUAUUUACUGUAGCAUUCACUUACUAAUUAAUUCGGUCCAAGUGUAUUAAAUUUCGAGUCAUUUGGUAGUACAGGUGGUUGCCGAGUUUACGAAUUAAUUGGUUGCUAGUGACGUUUCGUGUAUCGGCAAUUUGUACAGCGAGAAUGUAUUUGCCUGAGAAUUAAUACUGUUAGCGAGAGUUACGUUCAGUAAAAAGAAAUAUAUAAAAUAUAAAAUAUAUAUUAAGGAAUAAGAAAGGAUUACUAGUGUAAGAUUUACAUGUUUAUAAAAUAACACGAGACAUUUUAAAUUAAAAACAGAAAUUUAACUGAAAGACGGAAAUUUUAAAUUAAAAAAGAUUUUUUUUGAAGAAGAAUUAACUCGCUGCUUCGUCACCGGAAGAAUCGGCAGCUGUCGGGGUAGUAGAAGAUGUAUUAAAAAUCUCUCAUGUAUUUUUUUCUUUUCUUUGAGAAAAAAUUGCUCCCAGUCACCUUUGCCAUGGGCAAUAUAAAGUAAAAAUUCCGAUUAAAAAAUUUGUAAAGCCAAAUGUUCGCAAAACGAGAAUUCGUAACGCGAAAAUUACAGUGGCGGAUAAAAGGAAGUUUAAAAUUGUCACACUGAAUUCCACUAAUUUUUGUACCAAAAAUUCUUUAUUAUAUUGCUAGCGGUCCUCGAUUAUGUGAUAUAUAUUAUAUUUAACCACUGUUCUCAUUAAACAUAAAUCCAUUUUGCGCAAUUAUGUUGUCUUUUUAUACUUCUUAUUUUAUACAAUUUCCUUCGUUCAUCAUUGUAGCUGCACUCUCUUACGACCACAAAAAUUUGAUACUGCAAGAAUGGAACAUCGAAUCUGGUAAAAAAAUAAAAAAACAAAAGAAAAGAAUGGAAUGUCCCGCAGCAUUGAACAACAUCUUGGGCAGUGGAUUCUGCACAUGAAAGCAAUAAAAAAAAAAAAGAAAGUUCAUUGUCCUCAUGCGCAGAAUCCAUCGUCGAAGUGAUUUCCCGAUACUGCGAGACACCCCGUAUAUCGUGUAUGAAAGUCGGUUUUCUCUUUCGUUUUUCUUCUUGUGCGAAUCUGCGGCGCAUCGUUGCAGUAGCGCACAUUCUUUGGUGACGGGUUCGUCUCGGAUGAUGGAUCGAACGAAAUGGAUUCGUGACGUUCUUCACGCAUUACGACAAAUCCGGUGCAUUUUUCUUCCUGCUCUGUCAAGGUCUUUGUUCCGCGAUCCUUUUAGCGCAAACUAUGCCAGUGAAAUAUCAUCGUUGGCUCUGUGGGCGAUAAUCGCGAUCGCACAUAACACGAUUCUGUCGCAGAUACCGGAAAGGAGAAGAAUGGACGGAAAUUGUGCAAAGUGCAGCGUACGGAUUGAACAUACGAAAGCAUGCACGCCAGCGUGUAAGGGGUGUCAAAAAUUGACAGAAGAAGAAGAAGAAGAAGAAUAAGAAAUCAGCAUCCAGUCAGUUGAGGCUAACACGUGAUCUAGGUGUGUUGAUUAUAUUUUCAUGUAUUCCUCAAUGCAUAUAUCGUAGUCAAAUUUCUUUCUAUCAUAAAUAAAAUAGAAACAGAGCAAGCAAAAAUCUUAAGGACAAAAUAGUUAACGCUCCAUGGUACGUCAGAAAUGAAGACAUACGAAAAGAUUUAAAAAUCCCAACAG
Messenger RNA from Bombus pyrosoma, 3010 nucleotides. RefSeq lists its product as uncharacterized. The record is from RefSeq and is a predicted model, not a curated record. Bases 2328 to 2798 code for a protein of 156 amino acids. Lineage: Eukaryota; Metazoa; Arthropoda; Insecta; Hymenoptera; Apidae. The transcript is spliced from 3 exons.